Messenger RNA from Zingiber officinale, 1401 nucleotides. RefSeq names its product heterogeneous nuclear ribonucleoprotein A2 homolog 1-like. Bases 115 to 1134 code for a protein of 339 amino acids. The record is from RefSeq and is a predicted model, not a curated record. Gene Ontology annotation, biological process: regulation of gene expression. The transcript is spliced from 6 exons. Gene Ontology annotation, cellular component: nucleoplasm. NCBI's taxonomy places the organism in Eukaryota, Viridiplantae, Streptophyta, Magnoliopsida, Zingiberales, Zingiberaceae. Gene Ontology annotation, molecular function: RNA binding.
CGUGCAUGUAUCUAUUAAAGGCUGUAGCCACAGGAACAGCCGCCGCCAGUUCGUCCGCAAACCCUAGAUUCCUCGUCUCCGUCAGGCGAACCCCAACCUUGUGAGGCUGUCGACAUGGGCUCGAGGAUGCAGGAGCAUGAUGGUGCGAGCCCUGCAAAGAUCUUCAUCGGAGGGUUACCGAAGGAUACGACGCUCGAUGCAUUUGUUAAACACUUUGAGGAGUAUGGAGAGAUAGUAGAUUCAGUGAUAAUGAAAGAUCGGAGUACAAACAAGCCAAGAGGCUUUGGGUUUAUCACCUAUAGAGAUGCUUCUGUUGUUGACAAAGUUAUUGAGGAGUCACAUGUGUUUAAUGGAAAAAUGGUGGAAAUAAAAAGAACUAUUCCAAAAGGUGCUGCUCCCUUGAAGGAUUUUAAGACGAGGAAGAUAUUCGUAGGUGGAAUACCAACUACUCUCUCAGAAGAUCAACUCAGGAACUUCUUUUCUGAGUUUGGGAAGGUGCAAGAUCUUGAAAUCAUUAGGGAUCAUACAACCAACCGUUCUCGUGGAUUUGGUUUUGUAGUCUUUGAGAAAGAAAAAGAUGUAGAUGAUCUGUUAGCAAAAAAAGGAAAUAUGAUUGAUCUAGCUGGCACUAAGGUUGAAAUCAAGAAGGCUGAGCCAAAGAAACCUGGCAAUCCUCCGCCUGCUUUUGGCAGUGGAUCUAGGUCUCGUCAUUUUGGCGAUAAUGCCAGCAGCUAUGGUGGUUCAUACAGCAGCGUUGGUGGUGCUGGUGGCUAUGGCCCUCCUCCCACCUUUCGGACACCAGGUGGGUUUGGUCCUAGACCUGGUGGUUACGGUGGUUAUGGAAGUGCUCCUGGUGAAUACAGUGGUGGUUAUGGUGGUUAUGCUGGAGACUACCGGGGAGAACCCUCCAUAGGAUACUCUAGCCGUUUUGGUUCCUAUGGUGGAGGAUUUAGCAGUGGGUAUGGUGGCAGUUUAGGUGGGUAUGGUCGUGAAGCUCCAGGUUAUGGUGGCUCUAGCUAUGGAGGGGGUUAUGAUUCACCAGGAAGCUAUGGGUCAGGACUAUAUGGUAGCAGGGGAGGCUAUGGCAGCGGCGGUGGGGCUGGUCCUGGUCGUUAUCACCCCUAUGGAAGAUAGGAACGUUGGAUGCUAUUGAAAUUUCACUUGUGGAAUGAACUACUACUAAGUUUGGGAGUUCUGGAGGAGUAUUGAUGCCCUUUAUCUAUUAGGCAGUAGACAUUGUUGCACAACUGAGAAUUAGCCUCAAAGAUCGAGCUUGUAUUAGUAUCCAAUAUUUCUACGCUUAUGUCAGGAACUUGUAACAUCAUAAUGAUUCCAACUUGAGAACCUUACUCUGUAAUGUAACUUAUUUCACUGAUUUUUUUCAUUACUUUUAUGAUUUAA